AUGCACUUACCUGAACGUUCUGGCCUAAUUAGAGCACGUCUGGCCGGUUCUGCUAUGGCAAAGGGAGAUAUAUUGCUCUUUUUGGAUGCCCAUGUUGAAGUGAGUAUUGGCUGGCUAGAACCUUUAAUUAUUAGAGUAGCGGAGGAUCGUACUCGGGUUGUUGCACCAAUAAUUGAUGUAAUUUCUGAUGAUACUUUUGAAUAUGUUACAGCUUCUGAUACAACUUGGGGAGGAUUUAAUUGGCAUUUAAACUUUAGAUGGUAUCCUGUACCUGAAAGAGAAAUGAAACGCCGAAAUUGGGACAGAUCUUUGCCGAUUCAAACGCCGACAAUUGCUGGCGGUCUCUUUGCCAUUGAUAAAAAAUAUUUUUAUGAGAUUGGCUCUUAUGACAAAGGAAUGCAUGUUUGGGGUGGAGAGAAUUUGGAAAUUUCAUUUCGAGUUUGGAUGUGUGGAGGAUCUUUGGAAAUUCAUCCAUGUUCCCGAGUUGGCCACGUAUUUCGAAAACAAACUCCUUACACUUUCCCUGGCGGAACUGCAACAAUUAUACAUCACAAUGCUAGAAGAACAGCUGAAGUGUGGAUGGACGAUUACAAACAAUUCUUUUAUGCAACAGUUACAGCGGCUCGCCAUGUUGACGUUGGGGAUGUUACUGAACGGCAAAGAUUGCGUGAACGUCUGAAAUGCAAAUCUUUUAAAUGGUAUUUAGAAAAUAUUUAUCCAGAAUCACCUUUGCCUGCAAAUUAUUUGUCUAUUGGAGAGAUAAAAAAUCCUAGUACUAAAUUAUGUAUUGAUACAAUGGGAAAAAGUGGAGGACAACCGCCUGGUGUGACUGGAUGUCAUGGACAGGGAGGGAAUCAAGCUUGGAGUUUGACUGGAGAUGGUGAAAUUCGAACUGAUGAAACUUGUUUAGCUGGUAAAGAUGAUAAUUCACUUAAUAUGGAAAAAUGUUCUACAAACCAUCCGAAUGCAAAACAACAAUUUAGCUACAUUCCAAUCGUAAAUUUUUUAAAAAUAUAAUUUUAUUCUAAUUGAUUCUAAGGGCGUAUCCAGGGGGCUCAAUGUUAGUCCACCGAAACCGACCCACUGGAUAUACCUUUGAUUGAUUCUUGCCAGCCAAUUAAUAACUAUAAAGAUUUGGAAGAGUAUACUCUUAGCUAAAGCUCCCCAAUAGAA
Meloidogyne enterolobii is the source of this 1173-nucleotide messenger RNA. The record is from the annotation of a GenBank genome assembly. NCBI's taxonomy places the organism in Eukaryota, Metazoa, Nematoda, Chromadorea, Rhabditida, Meloidogynidae.